Molecule: messenger RNA, 3894 nt
Organism: Lytechinus pictus (painted urchin)
Lineage: Eukaryota; Metazoa; Echinodermata; Echinoidea; Temnopleuroida; Toxopneustidae
Product: rab-like protein 3
Exons: 9
Coding region: 85-798 (237 amino acids)
Biological process (GO): intracellular protein transport
Cellular component (GO): endomembrane system
Molecular function (GO): GTPase activity
Source: RefSeq, a predicted model, not a curated record
GAUACCAUAGUUGAUUGCAAAUCGGAUUUCAGUUGGAUUCUGGAUCUGGAUUUGGUCAAGAAAAAUUACUUUAUCAAAGUUACGAUGUCGUCAAUUGAUAUCGAAAAGGUGAAAAUCCUAGUCGUAGGGGAUUCUGGUGUUGGCAAGUCAUCUCUAGUACAUUUGAUAUGUCAUGGGCAACCUAUUUUGAAUACCUCGUAUACAAUAGGAGCAUCACUUGAUGUAAAGAUUCACGAAUACAAAGAAGGUACACCCUCUCAGAAGACAUGUUUUGUUGAAUUCUGGGACAUUGGUGGGUCUGUUAACCAUGCCAAUAGCAGGCAUAUAUUCUACGCAUCACUCAACGGUAUCAUUCUAGUUCAUGAUCUGACGAAUCGUAAAUCUCAUACCAAUCUUGGUAAAUGGCUUAGUGAGAUUCUACAGAGAGAGCAGAACAUGGGAUCAGAGAGGCAUAGAACAAGUGUGAGUGAGUAUGACCCUGAGCAAUUUGCAGGCCACCAUACACCCAUCCUGGUGGUAGGAGUGAAGAGAGAUCAACUGGAUUCACAAAGACAAACCAAACUACAAUCUUCUUCAAUAGCGGAGGAAUGUGGAGCUGAUGAAAUCAAUUUAAAUUGUACAGAUGCCAAACACCUAGCACCAGGGACCACAAAUGCUGUUAAACUGAGCCGUUUCUUUGAUAAGGUGAUCUCUCGUCGUAGCGGCCAUAGUACUAGGGACGGUCCCAAAAAGGUUAUAGAGAGGAGGUACUUCCCUCGUGACACAUCUCAGGUUGGUGAAUAUUUAUACAACUGCUGAUCAUAAUCACAUGCAUAGUGGGCUGUACUACGUCCACGCAAGAGAGGAGACGGAUCAGUACAUCACAAUACAUGAAGACUCUUCAUACAGACUAGCUGACGACUCAAGUGCAAUCAUAUUAUUCAGACAGUAGCGAACACCUUUAAGAGACUUGAUCUGAAAUUUGGUGUGAAAAUUUCAAAAAGACUCUUUCUGACUGGAGAUGAACACCUUGGUUGUUAAAAAGAGGAUCAAAUCUGAAUGUCAGCUUUACAGUGUCAAGAAGAUUAACUCUCCAAUCAAUUAGGGAAGGAAUCUGGGCCCCGUCUUACAAAGAGUUGCGAUUGAUCCGAUCAAUGGCAACUAUGGAAAGCCAGCAACGUCAACAUCUAAAAUUACUUGUUUGUUCAAAAUAUUUUCAAGAAAUUAUGAAUAUUCAUACAUUCACUGUUUUCUUGACAAUUCAGUAUGCUUCUCUUUGUUUUCAAAGGACAUUGUGCAAAUUUCCUAAAGAAGUAUAAUGACAUUGAUGGAUUUCCAUAUACUUAAGAUUGAUCAGAUCAAUCGUAUCUCUUUGUAAGAUGGGGCCAUUGAUAGUUUGUAUGAAGUGCAGAUGAAUAUCUGAGCUAUAAGAAUUUACUGAAUUUGAGUCAGCUGACCAUUUAAGAAGUACAUGUACGUACUUUCCAAUUACGGAAGGGGUCUAGAUAGUCUUAUGUGCAGAAUAGAGAUGGACACUUAGCUGUAUAAAGAAGAGACUCAAAUCCAAAUUUUGAAUUGACUAUUUGGAAAAGUAUUACUUGGCAAGUGCCACAAAGGAUUCUGAUGGUUGUGUGAAAUACAGCUCAGCUUUAAGAAGAGACUUUGUCUGAAUGUUGGCUAUUACUCUGCCAAAUCCCUUUUUGGAUAGUGACUUUGUGAGAUGGGGCUGAACAACAGAUUCUUAAAUAUAGUUCAAUAUAAAGUGAUGAAUCAGGGACAACUCGUUCCUCGGGACAACUCGUACCGCGGGCAGAGUUCCACUUUUUUUUAUAUUUCAGCCAAAACAAAGUAAUAGAAAGUGAAGAAUAUUACCAUCAGACCAUAUCCCUAGAAAAUAGUUACAAGAAAUUUCGAAAUGACGAAAAAAUAAACACAAAUUUGUGAAAAAAAAUCACUAAACAGGUGGGACAACUCGGCCCGAGAUGUCCCGACCCCAAAGUGAUAACUUUUAUGCUGUCAAGUCUACAUGUACCAUUAAAGGCAAGAAGCUGUAAUGCCCUUUCAUUGCCUUGUUCGUCUGAUCACUUUUUAGUCGGCAUGAUGCAAGUCUGGUCAUCAAUCACUUGUCUAUAUGGUCAGCCUGAAAAGUCAAGUCGUUAUGAGUAUGUUUACUCUGCCCUUGUAACAGGGCUCAGCAGCCAAUCCAAUAUCAAGGUUUCCGUGAGAACAAUCAUUUUUUUCAGUUCAGAGAAGAUUCUCUGUAAUCGACGCUUUAUUAAUUUUUGCCCCAUACAUUAUACAACAAAAAUGCUAGAAUAGACUGCAAUCUUGAAACGCUUAUUGAAAAUAAGCAUUACCCUUAACUUGGAAUUGUACUCUUAAUGAAAUGGCUUAGGACACUUCAAUACCAUUGAGGUAUCAUUUUAAAAACUGAGAAUCCCCUUUUUCAGAAUCAGCCAUUUGAAGAAAAAUCAUAUUUGGUUACUUUUUAUCACCGUACAUUAUCAAUUAAAUUCUGAAAAAAAUCUUGCUUAUUCCAUGUUUCCCCCUGUUUGAUAUUCUUUUUUCAAUAGUUCAUUUUAUUUCAGAUAAAGUGAACAAAGGUUGGCCAGGUUUUGCCUAUACACGUACAUUUGGCAUUCAAAAUGUGAAAGUACCAUGCUGCAUAUAAGUACACGUAUUAUGCACAAUUUUGUGUUUGCAUCAUUGCUAUCCCCAUUCAACUUCACAUCCCACUACUGGUACCUAUACAUCAGUUGCGUCAGAAGAUAUAAUGGUUCUGCUGUUUCUAGAGCAAUUGUCUCAUUUAUAAUGUGCAUGUCGUGACCCAGGUCCAAAUCUGCUGAUUUGCAUAUUUACUAUUGGACUGCUAUGCAAGGACAGUACGACAAUACGCCAGACGGUGGCCUGUACUUGUAGAGAAGAAGGAUAUCACGAUAAUCUGCUUUGUGUUCAGGUGGGCGUUUCUUAAAGCCAUUUGUAAGUUGUGAGAGACUUUACAAACGACUGGUGAUCCUCUUUUUGUGGUAAAUGAUAUGUACACAACAGAUUUUCACUGAUGGUUUCGUUCAAAAGGGCCACCAGUCAUUCAUAAACUUAGUCACUCAUAUCUUCCAAAUAGCUUUGUGAAUCACCCACCAGGAAUGCAAUGUCAGCGGCAUGAAGCAAUGCAAGAUACUGAGCAUGCCUAAGCACAACUAACAUUGCCUGACAUAGCAACCAUUUGUGAUGUGCUUUUCCCCAAUUCAUCAGGAUGUUGGACAGGCAGCGUGUUUGCUUGUAGAUGCCAAGUAUCGCAGUGCUUCACUCCAAAUUACAUCUUGGCCGUAGAAACCCUACAGCCUUCAAGCUGCCAAAUUAUGGGGUUUUGUAGAUAAAUAGGCCCGUAUUCUGAAGUCGGGUUUAAUUAAAACUCAGCUUUAAAGUUGUGGUUAAACUACAUGUACAUGUAUGGAUAGCCAAUAGUUACAUAAAUCACUAACAGUAGAGAUAUCAUAUUUCAGCUCAUUUGGCUCUCAAAUCAUUCAUAAUUGUCUAGGAAGUACAAAUAGCUGAUUGUCUUCACCAUCGAUGAAUCAGGAAAGAGCACAGUAAACAUAAGAAACAUACAACUUAAUAAAAAUUUUGACACCUUUGGCUUCCCACAAUUUUAGCACAGAGUUAGACCAUGGCCUAAGUUAAACCCGACUUCAGAAUACAGGCCAUAGAGUUUAAUUAAGGUAACCUCUCUACAAGACAAUGUCAAUGUUUCUUUGUGUGUAGUCAGUUUGUACUGUACAUAGAUGGCCUUUACUGAUGUUAUUUUCCAUUAUUGUAUUAUUUGAUAUACAGUGAAUCAAAAACACAAUGAACAAGAUUGUAUUUAUUGAAAUAUGUUUUUAUUAAAGAAGUCAUGAUUCAUGGCAAUUUAUAUGU